AUGCAAUUGAAACUUUUGAUAUUGUACAAUGGCUUGUACAUUUCCUUCUUCUAUAUUGUGCCUUUAAAAAUCUUGGAUAUUUGGGAACUCGUAGUGGAAAAGAAGGUUUAUCUGAGCCGCUGUUGGCUCAAAAAUUUGAAACUAAACAAACAUUGGUCAUGUUACUUUUCUCAGCAAGUUGGUUUUCUCUUGGAUGAAUUCUUUUUCAGUUUAGGUUACUCAAAGCCACUAGAUCUUGAAGAAAUCCCUUCCCUUGUUUCUGAAGAUGAAGCAAAUAUGGCCUAUCAAAAAUUUGUCCAUGCAUGGGAAUCACUUGUUAGAGAGAGAGAAAGGAAUAAUAAUACAAAGAGUUUGGUUCUUUGGUCUAUAGUCAGAACUUACUUAGGAGAAAACAUAUUAAUAGCAUUUUAUGGAUUAAUCAGAACUGUUUCUUUUGCUGUUUCACCUCUAAUACUCUAUGCUUUUGUUAACUACUCAAAUAGAACUGAGCCAGAUCUUAGACAAGGUCUUUCCAUAGUUGGUGUUUUGAUUGUCACCAAAGUGUGUGAGUCUUUGUCUCAAAGACAUUGGUUUUUUAACUCAAGGAGAUCAGGGUUGAAAAUGAGAUCAGCUUUGAUGGUAACUGUUGUACCCCAAAAUUUGCCCUCCCAUAUUCUUCAAGAAAUUGCCAAGUCAAGUCACAAAAUUCCCCAAGGGUUGUGCAGUUCAACAGUCUCCUAUACAGUCAAAACUAGGGUUUGUGUUCUGAUCAGGAAGAUAAAGUUUUCAAAGGCCCAAUCAAGUCUCAUAUGCCUACAAAUAUGGUCAAGCAUCCUCAUAUCAAGUUUCAAGGCAUUCAGCUCAAAAUUGCACAGUCAAAACCCUAAAUUGCACUACAGUCAACUGUAG
Molecule: messenger RNA, 888 nt
Organism: Vicia faba (fava bean)
Lineage: Eukaryota; Viridiplantae; Streptophyta; Magnoliopsida; Fabales; Fabaceae
Source: the annotation of a GenBank genome assembly